Messenger RNA from Cuscuta campestris, 1755 nucleotides. The record is from the annotation of a GenBank genome assembly. Lineage: Eukaryota; Viridiplantae; Streptophyta; Magnoliopsida; Solanales; Convolvulaceae.
UUAAGGCUAAUGCCACGGAUCAAAAAACGCAACCCAUCUGGCUUUGCAUACGGAGUAUUUAGGAAAUGGGAGCACUGUAGAUUUUGAUACCCGGUAACGAACCCGCGACGCCAUCGCACCAAAGCAAAUACUGAACGCAACUUCAAGAAAGGCUGACGAGAUGGAGCCAUCUCUGUCAUCUCUUGCAUACAAGGGGUCUGUCACUGGAGCAAUUUGUGAAGCCAAACAGCAGAAGAAACUUUUCGUAGUUUACAUCUCAGGUGAUAACUCAGAAAGUAAGCAUCUAGAAUCCUCCACAUGGUUGGACGCUCGAGUGGCAGAGUCUGUAUCUGAGUAUUGCAUUUUGUUGCAUAUUGUGGAAGGAAGUAAUGAUGCCAUGAAUUUCUCAGCAUUGUAUCCGCAGAAGCUUGCUCCAUGCAUAACAGCUGUUGGAUACAAUGGCGUGCUACUUUGGCAGCAUGGGGGCUUCGUAGAUGCGGACAUUCUUUCUUCCAGCUUAAAAAAGGCAUGGGAAACAUUGGGCCCUGUUCCUAAGGCUGAACGUCCUCCAGGAACUCUAAGUUCUAUUUCACCCGAGCAGGCGAGUUCUUCGAGAGUAACUGUGCAAUUGCCAACUACAUCAGAAACAGAAUUGGCCUCUAAUACUGCUAGACGUUGUAUGGAUUCUCAUAACACGGUCAAGGAAGCAGCAGAGUCUUUUGAGGCUGGACCAUCUAUGGAAUCUACAACAAAAGUUAAGGAGGCAAGUUCUGUUCGUGUGAGUGGUGAAAGUAACAACUCUGAUGCCCCUGCAAUUGCACAAGUAGAAACUUCAUAUAAUAUUGGGGGAGACACUACUGGCACUUCUGAUGAUGGGUGUUCCAUUUCAAUAGAUAAAGCAACUGAAGUUGAGAAAACUCGUGUAGCACAACUUUCUUCCAGAACAUCAACAGAUGUUCAUUUAAACAUUAAACUGCCAGAUGGCUCCAGUUUACAAGUGAAGCUUUCAGCAACAGACAUUUUGAGAAAAGUCAAAGAUCAUAUUGAUAGGGACCAAGAAAUUAGCUCUUCUUAUGAUCUCGCUGUCCCUUACCCACGCAAGGUCUUUAGUGAUCAAGAUCUGGACAGAACAUUAUCAGAGUUGAAUCUCCUUGGUCGACAAACGCUGAUUGUGGUACUUCGUCACAAGGGAAACUUAUCAUUGCGAGACCAGAAUGCUUUGGCCAACAAGACUGGUUCCACAGGUGGGAGAAAUGAAGGAUAUUUCUCCAUAGUUAGGAGGCUCUUCUCUUAUUUGAAUCCUUUCUCCUCUCUUGGCGAGAGUUCUAGCUCAGCAGAUGAUACACAUGUUUCUCAAAGUGGCAUGUCAAAUAAUGGAAAUGGAAGACCCUAUAGUGUUAGUUCAUCAGAUCGACAGUCACCUGGUACCAGCACCCUCCGAUCUCGCUUUGGGAGGAAUAUACACACCCUGAAACAUGACGAUGAUAGUCCGUUUGGAGACAAGAAUGCAUUCUGGAAUGGGAAUUCUACGCAAUUUGGCGGCGACAGUGGUAAAUGAUAUAAGUGUACUUGGUAGUAUCUUUGCAUUUUCUUCAAAGUGCAUUUUGGCUGGGACUGGCUUCUCACUUCUGUUCUCUCAAAUUGCGAAAAGAUAAUAAUGUCACUGCACAUUUCAUGUGUUUUAAUUAGAUAAACGACACGAUUUGUGGUUCACAAAUUAGACCCCAACUUGCAAAGUAAUCACACCAAAUUGUAGAUAUGCAGUUUUGAAAUUUU